Molecule: messenger RNA, 3138 nt
Organism: Python bivittatus (Burmese python)
Lineage: Eukaryota; Metazoa; Chordata; Lepidosauria; Squamata; Pythonidae
Source: RefSeq, a predicted model, not a curated record
AGCCGGCCUCUAUUUAGGCCUGCCCUGGGCAGCCAUCUUGGAGGGUCGUGGUAGCUGGAGUUGUGGAGCCGCGUCUGAAGGAGACAAGGCGCCACCGCCGCCGCCGGAGGGUUGAGAAGCUGACUCCGGCGCCCGCUCUCCUCCUUCCCCUUCCCCGCCCCGAGCAAGGGGACCCGAGCCCAGCAGGGAGAGAUGAGCAACGCCGGCAACAAGCGCGCCCCUACCACGGCCACCCAGCGACUCAAACAGGACUACCUGCGCAUCAAAAAAGAUCCAGUGCCUUAUAUUUGUGCUGAGCCUUUGCCAUCCAAUAUCCUUGAGUGGCAUUAUGUUGUACGAGGACCUGAAAUGACACCGUAUGAAGGUGGCUAUUACCACGGGAAGUUAAUUUUCCCCAGAGAAUUUCCUUUUAAACCUCCUAGUAUUUAUAUGAUAACACCAAAUGGAAGAUUUAAAUGCAAUACAAGGUUAUGUCUUUCCAUCACUGAUUUCCACCCUGACACAUGGAACCCGGCUUGGUCAGUCUCCACAAUCUUGACAGGCCUUCUUAGUUUUAUGGUUGAAAAAGGGCCCACUCUGGGCAGUAUAGAAACAACAGAAUUUACGAAGAGGCAACUGGCUUCCCAGAGUUUAGAAUUUAACGUAAAAGACAAAGUCUUUUGUGAACUGUUUCCUGACAUGGUGGAGGAAAUCAAGCAGAAACAGAAGGCACGAGAUGAACUCCAUAGCCGGCCAACAACUCUCCCGCUUCCGGAUGUAAUCCCUGACGGGGAAGCGCAUCACGGCCAGAACGGCCUGCCGAUUCUCAACGGGCACCCGCCUCUGGCUGCGGCCAACAACCCCCUUGGCCUCCAGCAAGCCAACCGCCACCAUGGACUCCUGGGUGGAGCUUUGGCGAACUUGUUCGUGAUAGUGGGCUUUGCGGCCUUUGCGUAUACAGUGAAGUACGUCUUGAGGAGCAUCGCGCAGGAGUGAGACCCUUUGGAUUUCUCCUUCUCCUCCCAAAGUCUGGGUUCUGAGACCAAAAUAACAGUAGUGGCAGGAAGGAAACAAACAAAACAUUUGGGACUCUAGGUCUCGCACUCCUGACUGUGGGCUAAAUGCUGUGAUGUGUACAGGGUUUUUUUUCAAUUACUGGUUUGGCUCAUGGAAUUAGCUUUGUGGGAGAGGAGGGAAAACCCCAUUUGGGAUUGAAAUGGAUGUGAUUGGGAUGGAGCAAGGAAGAGGACAAACCCACAGCCUCCCAAGAAGGAAAACAGAAAUCCCUUUUUUAAAUCUAAAGUUACUGGCCUACAAAAUUUCUGUGUUAAUUUUUUUUUUCAGUGCACUCUGAACCAGUUCUAACAUCCUUGGAGCUCUUGGCAACUUGUCCAGAAGCAUCCACUUUGAGGCAAUGUGGGAUUUUUGGCGAUAGGGAAGAUGGGUGGGCAAAGGUGGGAAAGCAUGGGCAACGCUUGCCUGUUUUAGUACUGGUUGGGUAGAUCUGUGUGCAUAGAGGAAAAGCUGAGGAGCAGGGUAGAGGAAUAAGGAGCCCUCCUGUUCCUUAAGAGCCCCUUGGAUCGCCUCGCUUGACAUGUUGGUGUUUGCUGCUGAACACGUUCUGAGACUGAGCAGACUUUUCUAUAAAAACUAGAUCCUCGAGGAAGCAUUUUGCAUAUUAAGCUGGCCAGUGCUGGAAAAUGAGACUUACAGUUUGUUUUUUAAAGUGAAGUUUGAAGUGAGGGCAAGUGUAAUGCUUUUGCUCUUUUAAUUGGCGCUAAGCCCCCCCACGGCUUGUAGAUAGGAAUUUUGGUGCUAAUGGAGGCAGCCUGGGGUUUCAUGAAAGAGAAACUUUUUCCACUCUCCCUGGCAAUCAUGAUGGUCAGAGGCCCUUUUCUGAGUAGCGUGAUAUGUUUUAAAGCAGAUGCAUUCUUUGCCCAACUUGUCAUAAUAAUGAACAGUUUUUUUAAAAUUCUGGCCCAAGAGAAACUUGCACAGCUGCCCUUUAGAGAGAGAGAGAGAGAGAGAGAGAGAGAGAGAAUGGUUCAAUGGCUACAGCCGUUCAGCUCCCCUUGGCCUUUUGAUGAGCGUUUUUUUAAAAAAAAGGUUUAAAAGUUUGGUGUUGUGUGUUCUUUUCUUUCCAAAGGACCCUGUUUCAUGACUUGUGGUUUUCAGGUUGCAAUCAUGCUCAGUUUUGUAAUUCAUCUCCAGGUGUCACUAAAGGGAAAUGAAAGAGCCAAGCCCAGAGUGGGUGGUUUGGGAAGGAGUUUUCAACCAAUUCCUUUGCUGUUUGAUCCCCAGCUUGUGGCUGUUUUUGGCCUUCGUGGUAAGCUUCCUCUGGAGUAAAUCAGCUCAGCUUGCAGGCGUCUCUCUGAAGCAGGGGUCACUCCUUGCAUGGCAAAAGCUAGUACCUCAGGGAGGCAGGUUUAGCCUAGCAAGUAUGUGUUUAUGGGAGAAGUGAAACAUGUAUGUUCUGGCAGGUGAUGAAACCCCACCGCGUAAUUCUUAAGCAGGACAGCUGGACUUUUAGCACUCCCCAUUCUGGGGCAGGGAAAGAAACCUCACAGUUGUGCCUGAGGGAUUGGUAGCAUUGUCCUGUCCAUCCAACUGGUCUGGCAGGGUUGGAGUUACUGACACGCCAACGGCCUGAAUGGUUCGAAUCAAUUGCAAAAAAUCUUCCCAUAGCCAAACACAGAAAGAAAGAUAAACCCAACCCACCUAAUGUAGUUUUCCCACUAUGACCCACCCACCCCAAGCAGAUUGGUAUUGCCAAGGUUGAAAGAGCCCCGUACUUCUUUUUAAGCUUUCCCUUUGUUCAAAAGUAUUUUAAAGAUGAUAUUUCUCCUUCCUUUUUGUUAUGUUUGAAGUUACUGGUUUUAUUCCUCCUUUUUGUAUAGUUUUUUUUUUUCUGAAACCCACAUGCAAAACUAAUUGGAGAUGUUGACUUUUUAAGUUUUACAGAAUGGUUUGGAAUACUUGGGGAGGAUUGGGGACAGUCAACCAGAAAGGAUUAAUUAAAUCCAUAAGCUGUUUAACUUAGAUGAUGAGUGAAUAUCUGCUUUUGACCAAUUUCUCUGCAAACAGGUAUGGUUUAGUUGUAACUCACCAAAUAGCUCUAUUGGUGAACAAGCGUUUAUGAAAUAAACCUUAUUGUCAGCA